GAUAGUACAGGCCACUGUACCUAAUCAAAUCUGUUGUUUACUGAAAAGAAUAUCCUGCAAAAGCUAAGCUAUUGCUAAUUAGGCUGCUCAUUUGGAUCCAGAUCUCCAAAGCCUUUGUGCUAUAAACAAAUCGUGGGGUUUCCCCCUCUACAAUCCCAAGGCACCGAGGACGCGCACCACCAGUCCAGGUCCUCACCCCAGCUUCGCCACUCUCUCCACCAAUGCCUCCACGCUUGCGCGCCACCAGAGCGAGGUUUCUUGCGCUCCUCGCGUGCGUCUGCUCAGCGCUGCUCGUGCCGUGCCACUGCGUCAACGAGCAAGGGCAGGCGUUGCUGCGAUGGAAGGAGUCGAUGAACGCGACGGGCGGCGGCGCGCUCGGCUCGUGGAAGGCGUUGGACGCGUCACCGUGCCGGUGGUUCGGCGUGUCGUGCGACGCGCGCGGCGACGUCGUGUCGCUGAGCAUCAAGUCGGUCGACCUCGGCGGGGCGCUGCCGGCGGGCCUGCAGCCGCUGAGGCGGUCGCUCAAGACGCUGGUGCUCUCCGGGACCAACCUCACCGGCGCGAUCCCCAAGGAGCUCGGCGUCCUCGCCGAGCUGACCACGCUUGACCUCAGCAAGAACCAGCUGUCCAGCGCGAUCCCGGCCGAGCUGUGCCGGCUCGUGAAGCUCCAGUCGCUGGCGCUCAACUCCAACUCGUUGCGGGGCGCCAUCCCUGACGACAUUGGCAACCUCACCAGCUUGACUUACCUGACACUCUACGACAACGAGCUGAGCGGCGCGAUCCCGGCGAGCAUCGGCAACCUGAAGAAGUUGCAGGUGCUGCGCGCCGGCGGGAACCAGGCGUUGAAGGGUCCGUUGCCACCAGAGAUCGGUGGGUGCACCGACCUGACCAUGCUUGGACUCGCCGAGACCGGCCUCUCUGGGAGCCUCCCGGAGACGAUCGGUCAGCUCAAGAAGAUCCAAACCAUCGCCAUCUACACCGCAAUGCUCACCGGCCCCAUCCCGGAGAGCAUCGGCAACUGCACCGAGCUCACCAGCCUCUACCUGUACCAGAAUUCCCUCUCCGGUCCAAUCCCGCCGCAGCUCGGCCAGCUGCGCAAGCUGCAGACGGUGCUCUUGUGGCAGAACCAGCUCGUCGGCACGAUCCCGCCGGAGAUCGCCAACUGCAAGGAGCUCGUGCUCAUCGACUUGUCGCUGAACGGGCUCACCGGGCCCAUCCCGAGCAGCUUUGGCACUCUGCCGAACCUGCAGCAGCUGCAGCUCAGCACGAACAAGCUGACCGGCGCCAUCCCACCAGAGCUCUCCAACUGCACGUCGCUGACCGACGUUGAGGUGGACAACAACGAGCUAACCGGGGAGAUUGACAUCGACUUCCCGAGGCUGCGCAACCUGACGCUGUUCUACGCGUGGCAGAACCGGCUCACCGGUCCUGUGCCGGCGAGCCUGGCCCAGUGCGAGGGCUUGCAGUCGCUGGACCUCUCCUACAACAACCUCACCGGCCCCGUCCCGAGGGAGCUGUUCGCGCUCCAGAAUCUGACCAAGCUACUGCUCCUCAACAACGACCUAUCCGGGUUCAUACCACCGGACAUCGGCAACUGCACCAACCUUUACCGGCUCCGCCUCAACGACAACCGGUUGUCGGGGACGAUACCAGCAGAGAUCGGCAACCUCAAGAACCUCAAUUUCCUUGACUUGGGAAGCAACCGCCUCGUCGGCCCGGUGCCGUUGGCGUUGUCCGGGUGCGACAACCUCGAAUUCAUGGACCUGCACUCGAAUGCUCUUUCCGGCACAUUGCCAGACGAGCUGCCACGCAGUCUCCAGUUCGUGGACAUCGCCGACAACAAGCUCAAUGGGCUGUUGGGGCCAGGCAUUGGGUCGCUGCCGGAGCUGACGAAGCUUAACCUUGGGAAGAAUCGGAUCUCCGGCGGUAUACCGACGGAGCUCGGUUCUUGCGAGAAGCUCCAGCUGCUGGACCUCGGCGACAACGCGCUCUCCGGUGGCAUCCCGCCGGAGCUCGGAAAGCUUCCCUCGCUGGAGAUUUCGCUUAACCUCAGCUGUAACCGUCUCUCCGGGGAGAUUCCAUCGCAGUUCGGCGAGCUCGAUAAGCUCGGCUCCCUCGAUGUGUCGUACAAUCAGCUCUCCGGCAGCCUCGCGCCUCUCGCAAGGUUGGAGAACCUCGUCACACUGAACAUCUCCUUCAACGCAUUCUCCGGCGAGCUCCCAGACACGCCCUUCUUCCAGAAGCUUCCGCUUAGCGACAUCACGGGCAACCACCUGCUUGUUGUCGGCACCGGCGCCGACGAGACCUCCCGGCGCGCGGCCAUCUCGGCCUUAAAGCUGGUCAUGACAUUCCUUGCCGUGGUGAGCGCGCUCCUCCUCCUGACGGCCACCUACGUGCUCGCGCGCUCGCGCCGCCGCGACGGCAACAUCCACAGCGCCGACGAGGCUUGGGAGGUGACCCUGUACCAGAAGCUGGACUUCUCCGUGGACGACGUGGUGCACGCGCUGACAUCUGCAAACGUGAUCGGCACGGGCAGCUCGGGCGUGGUGUACCGCGUGGAGCUCCCCAACGGCGACUCGCUCGCCGUGAAGAAGAUGUGGUCGUCCGACGAGGCUGGCGCGUUCCGCAACGAGAUCUCGGCGCUGGGCUCCAUCCGGCACCGCAACAUCGUGCGGCUGCUGGGGUGGGGCGCGAAUCGCAGCACCAAGCUGCUCUUCUACACCUACCUCCCCAACGGCAACCUCAGCGGGUUCCUCCACCGUGGCGGCGUCAAGGGCGCCGCCGAGUGGGGCCCACGCUACGACAUCGCGCUCGGCGUCGCGCACGCGGUGGCGUACCUCCACCACGACUGCCUGCCCGCCAUCCUGCAUGGCGACAUCAAGGCCAUGAACGUCCUGCUCGGCCCCAGGAACGAGCCGUACUUGGCCGACUUCGGGCUCGCGCGCGUCCUUUCCGGCGUGGUCGCGUUCGGCUCCGCCAAGCUGGACUCGUCCAAGCCACGGAUCGCCGGCUCAUACGGCUACAUCGCGCCAGAGUACGCGACCUUGCAACGGAUCACGGAGAAGAGCGACGUGUACAGCUUCGGCGUGGUGGUGCUGGAGAUUCUUACGGGGAAGCACCCGCUGGAUCCGACGCUGCCGGGUGGCACGCACCUGGUGCAGUGGGUGCGGGAGCACGUGCACGCGAAGCGUAACACGGUGGAGCUCCUCGACCCACGGCUGCGCGGGAAGCCGGAGGCGCAGGUGCAGGAGAUGCUGCAGGUGUUCUCGGUGGCCAUGCUCUGCAUCGCCCACCGCGCGGACGAUCGGCCGGCGAUGAAGGACGUCGUGGCGCUGCUCAAGGAGGUCAGGCGGCCUGCCGAGAGCGGCGACGAGGGGAAGGAACAGUCGGCGUGCAACUCCGCCGCAGAACCACCCGCCGUGCAGGCGCAGCGGUCGCCGGUUCGGAGCCCGCUGCCGAAGGAUGGCUCGUCUAGCUGCUCGUUUGCCAUGUCCGACUACUCCAGCUGAACUACUCAUUGAAGUGCUAGUAGAUAGCGAUUAGCAGACGCAGGAAGGGUGGGAAUUUUUGGAGAUGUAAUAAGAUAGUGUGAUUAGUGUAUCAGUAAGUAGUUAAUUGUUGAUUAAUUCAGGUUAUAACUUGUAAUUCUGUACUCCAAAUGUAUUUGUACUUGUAAAUUAAUUAAUGGAAAUCAA
Messenger RNA from Phragmites australis (common reed), 3695 nucleotides. Its product is annotated as LRR receptor-like serine/threonine-protein kinase RGI3. Gene Ontology annotation, molecular function: protein binding; ATP binding; protein kinase activity. The record is from RefSeq and is a predicted model, not a curated record. Bases 222 to 3509 code for a protein of 1095 amino acids. The transcript has 2 exons. Gene Ontology annotation, biological process: protein phosphorylation; hormone-mediated signaling pathway. NCBI's taxonomy places the organism in Eukaryota, Viridiplantae, Streptophyta, Magnoliopsida, Poales, Poaceae. Gene Ontology annotation, cellular component: plasma membrane.